UGUUGGUGCCCUAGUACUCGGUAGUACGAAAUUUUAGCGAUUGGGAGUUAUCUGAUAUUUCUUUGUUGUUUUUAUUUAAUUCUGUGGUACGAUUAAUUAAUUUCGAAAACCGUCAAAUGGAAACCGACGCGCACAUGAUGUCACAGCAGUAUGCACAAGCUCCUCAACCAACACAAAUACAACACCCACCAGCUCCUCAACCAACCAGAGAAAUGCAACAAACCAGUGCACCGACAUCAGCUGAUGCCUGUUUGAGCAUAGUACACAGUUUGAUGUGUCAUCGACAGGGAUGGGAAAGUGAAGGAUUCGCUAAACGAGCCAUUGAAUCACUAGUUAAAAAGUUAAAGGAAAAAAGAGAUGAAUUAGAUAGUCUUAUUCUUGCAAUAACCACAAAUGGCUCACAUCCAAGUAAAUGUGUUACAAUUCAAAGAACAUUAGACGGACGGUUACAGGUAGCUGGACGUAAAGGUUUUCCGCACGUUAUAUAUGCAAGAAUUUGGCGAUGGCCAGAUUUACAUAAAAAUGAACUCAAACACUUAAAGUACUGUCAAUAUGCUUUUGACUUAAAAUGUGAUUCUGUAUGUGUUAAUCCAUAUCAUUAUGAACGGGUUGUAUCACCAGGCAUAGAUUUAAGUGGUCUAACGCUACAAAGUGGUACAUCUACUAAUGGUUCUGGCCGAAUAAUUGGCCUAAGAGAUGAGUAUACAGCUGGUGGGGGAGGAAUGUCUCCUUCUCCACCUGGUUCUAGUCAAGUUAGUAGUUCCAAUAUGGACAGUGAUGUAUCUGGAAAUAGUCCAGCUGUGACCGUACAACAUCACUUACCACCUUUAUACCACCAACAAAACCCAGCCACUGAUGUAUCUCAACAAUCAACUGUCCCUCAAGCUGCUGGAGAUAUUGGUAUGUUUCGGCCUACACUACAGCAGCAACAACGUCCUAGUCAUCAAAUUGGUAUAAAUUCUCAAGUACAGGUUAAGACUGAAUCAUGUAACAAUUGGAUGCCGGGUACACCAUCACAUAUACCCCCCAAUAGACCACCGAACAUGCCAUUACAAAAUCCCAGUAUGUUCCCAGGACAAGAAGAAGAAAACUUAUUACCUAGUCAAACAAUGACACCUCAUGAUUAUCAAGGACCUACUGCCACAAUGCCUGGUACAACAACAGGUAAUCGACCAGUACAAAGCACACUUACUUAUACACAUUCAAUGCAACCACCACACCCAACAUUUUGGGGAGUUUCUGAAAUGGGAUUGAGUGGCUUAUUAUCGUCCCAGCCAGCUCCUGAAUAUUGGUGUUCAAUUGCUUACUUUGAAUUAGAUACUCAAGUUGGAGAAACAUUUAAGGUUACAUCCACUUGCCCUCAUGUCACAGUUGAUGGUUAUGUUGAUCCCUCUGGAAGUAAUAGAUUUUGUUUGGGAGCCCUUAGUAAUGUUCACAGAACAGAACAAAGUGAAAAAGCUAGGUUACAUAUUGGGAAAGGUAUUCAACUAGACCUGAUUGGAGAAGGAGAUGUUUGGUUGAAAUGUCAGAGUGAUCAUUCAGUUUUUGUACAGUCAUAUUAUUUAGAUAGAGAAGCUGGACGAGCACCAGGAGAUGCGGUCCAUAAAAUUUAUCCUCAUGCAUACAUUAAAGUUUUUGAUCUAAGACAGUGUUAUAGGCAAAUGCACCAACAAGCCGAAACCGCUCAAAAUGCAGCUGCUGCACAAGCAGCUGCAGUAGCAGGACAUUUAGCAGGACCUCAUAGUGUAGGAGGUAUUGCUCCAGCGAUAAGCUUAAGUGCUGCAGCAGGUAUUGGAGUAGAUGAUUUAAGAAGAUUGUGUAUAUUAAGAUUAAGUUUUGUAAAAGGUUGGGGUCCUGACUAUCGACGAAGUAGCAUUAAAGAGACUCCGUGCUGGAUAGAAGUUCAUUUACAUCGAGCAUUACAACUUUUGGACGAAGUGUUACACUCAAUGCAAAUAGAUGGCCCAUCAAGAGCUUGAUUUCAACUAGAAACUCAAAAUGUUCAAACGUAGUAACUAAUAUGUUAUGUUUAAGAAAAAAUGGUUACUUGUUUUGUAAAAAGAACAAUGUUGAUUUUACUAGAUUUUUCAUGUUGUGUUUAUCCGACAUAACAUAAGGGCCUUGGUAAAAAUUAUUUAGUUUUUCCUGUAUACAUUUAUUUUGUUUAUUUUUUUUAACACAAAAACUGUUAAUAAUCAAACAGGUCCUAAACAUUUUUUAAAUUUUAUAUAUAUUAAAGGUUACGAAAAUCAUCUACCUUAAGUGUAAAGUAACAGGUUUCCAUCAUUAUGAGUUAUUACUAUAUAUUUUUUACCUAUAACUUGAUUUUGAACCAUUGUUUUUUUUUUAUUAUUUAUUUUUUUUUUUCUAAAAAGCAAAUAUAAAGAUAUUUUAUACUUGCAUUUAAAUACUCCAUCCUAUGUUGCUUGUUACAUUUAUAGAAACCAAUAUUUUUUUUAUUUAUACAUUUUGACGAUUUAGAAAGUUAAACCAAUUUAAAAAGAAUCAUUUUUAGAUUUAUUAUUUGGAAAUAUUUCUUUACCCCCAAAAUAAAAUGUUUUUGCUCUUUAUAGAGCUGACAUUUUAUUUAACCUCAUUUCUCAACUACCUCAAACUCCUUUAUUAUACAUAUAAAUUAUAAAUACAUAGUAUAGAUGUAGAGUAUACUCCAUUCGCGUUUAGAAGUGACUCAGGUGGCCGACUUUUGCACAUUGGCAUGGUACUGUUUUGUAUUUAUAUUACUAGUGAUUGAUUAAGGAGGGAAAACAAUUAUGUAUAUGACCUAUGUGCCACAGACAAAAACUGGUCACCACCCCGGGUCGCUUCUAAACAUGAAUGGAAUAUAGUUACUGCCAAUUGUGCCCCAUUAAUAUAGAGUAAGACUAACAGUCUAUAUUCUGUUUUUAUAAAUAUAAAUGUACUUAUUUAUAUUUUAAAAUAUCUGUAUUUAUUAUCAUUCACAAUUAAGAAAAAAAAUUGAAACUAAUGUAUGUUAUAAGAAGUGAAUUGUUUUUUA
Rhopalosiphum maidis (corn leaf aphid) is the source of this 3016-nucleotide messenger RNA. Its product is annotated as mothers against decapentaplegic homolog 4-like. The record is from RefSeq and is a predicted model, not a curated record. Gene Ontology annotation, molecular function: I-SMAD binding; RNA polymerase II cis-regulatory region sequence-specific DNA binding; DNA-binding transcription factor activity, RNA polymerase II-specific. NCBI's taxonomy places the organism in Eukaryota, Metazoa, Arthropoda, Insecta, Hemiptera, Aphididae. Gene Ontology annotation, cellular component: heteromeric SMAD protein complex. The transcript has 13 exons. The coding region runs from base 117 to 1979 and encodes 620 amino acids. Gene Ontology annotation, biological process: BMP signaling pathway; transforming growth factor beta receptor signaling pathway; regulation of transcription by RNA polymerase II.